AUGAUUGUAGCUCUGUUUAAGCCUGCAUUCAUUCAUGGCACUGCGCGAGGGAUGCCGCUGUGGAUGGCACGCGUUUCCGGGCCUGCUGCCGCUCCACCUUCUCUCUUCUCUCUGGCUUCUCUCUUUGUCCGCUUCUCUCAAUGCAGUUUUUUCCUUCUUCAUAAUUUGCUUCAUAACUCCAGUCCAAUUGACAGAUCCUCGAGUUCCUAUUUGUCUGUUUGCAUCUUUGUCCUCAUUUCUCCAACUGGUCCUUAUAUUUCGGUUUUCGGUCUUCUGACUGUCGUUCCCCAUCCCUUCCUAUCUUUCGUUUGCUGGGACCUCCGUUCUCCAACCUCACAUCUUCUCCCUCCCUGGCUGCUUAGGAUUUUGUGA
Aspergillus chevalieri is the source of this 372-nucleotide messenger RNA. RefSeq lists its product as uncharacterized. The transcript has a single exon. Bases 1 to 372 code for a protein of 123 amino acids. The record is from RefSeq and is a predicted model, not a curated record. Lineage: Eukaryota; Fungi; Ascomycota; Eurotiomycetes; Eurotiales; Aspergillaceae.